Bombina bombina (fire-bellied toad) is the source of this 984-nucleotide messenger RNA. Its product is annotated as olfactory receptor 56A4-like. Gene Ontology annotation, cellular component: membrane. The transcript has a single exon. Bases 7 to 984 code for a protein of 325 amino acids. Gene Ontology annotation, molecular function: G protein-coupled receptor activity; olfactory receptor activity. Gene Ontology annotation, biological process: G protein-coupled receptor signaling pathway. The record is from RefSeq and is a predicted model, not a curated record. Lineage: Eukaryota; Metazoa; Chordata; Amphibia; Anura; Bombinatoridae.
UCGUCGAUGGCCAACAAGUCUCAUGUGACUGAAUUCAUCCUCCUUGGCUUUCCUGGGCUCCCUCAAAAGUUUGAUGUGCCUAUAUCUCUAGCUUUAUUUCUCAGCUAUCUCAUAUCUUUGUUUUCAAACACUGCUGUGUUAACUCUGAUCAUUUUCAAAAAGCAGUUACACCAGCCAAUGUAUAUCAUCAUUGCCAACCUUGCACUAUCGGAUAUAUUGUUUGACACUGCAACUUUACCAAAAAUUAUUGCUAAAUAUUGGUUUGGUGCCGCUUCAGUAUCCUUCGCUGGAUGCGUCAUCCAGUUGUUUUGUGUUCACUACCUUGGUAGCUUUGAUUCGUGUAUUAUUAUGGUAAUGGCAAUUGAUCGCUAUGUUGCCAUCUGUAAUCCUCUCCGAUAUUCCUCGAUAAUAACUAAUAAACGUACAGUUCUUCUGUGCGGCUUUUUCUGGUUACUAACAUCUAUUGUUGCCUCGGUAAUAGCUGGCUUGGAUUCUAGUCUUUAUUACUGUGAUGGAAAUCAAAUCAAAAGCUGUUUCUGCACCAACAUGACGUUAAUCGCCUUAUCGUGUUCAGAUAUCACAUUUGUGAAACGAUUUGUGUUUGGACUUGCCAUGAUUGUUCUUUUGUUACCUUUGUGUUUUAUCAUAUUCUCAUACAUGAUUAUAAUCAAAGUAAUACAUUCAAGGACUGAAUCCGAAAGAUGGAAAAAAGCUUUUUACACUUGUUCUACGCAUUUGUUUGUUAUAGGUUUAUAUUUUAUUCCAAGAUUAUUCGUAUAUAUCUCAAAUCAGGUCAAUUUAAUUCUUAAUGGAGAUGUGAAUGUUUUGUUACUCUGUGUAUAUUCAUUUGUGCCACACAUGGCUAAUCCCAUUAUUUAUUGUCUUGGAACAAAAGAAAUCCGAAGGAUUCUUCGAAAACUUGUCAAAAAGAAAUUCAUUAAGAAAUUUGAACUCAAGCCUACUAUAAAUGUUAUUUCAAAUUAA